GGGGAGCUCCUCGUAAAAACUACGGACCGCACCGCGAGACAUGUGGCCGAGAAUUUGUGAAAUCUUUGCUCGGUUUUUAGCCUCAAACAACAAGUACCACAAUUCAACGAGUAGCUUAGCGAUCUGUUAGCAUUUGCUUGGAGGAAAAAAAAUAAAGUUUGCACGAAGAAAGCGUUUCGGCGCAUCCAAAAAAAGGCACGGGGGCACUUUAAAGUAGCGGUGAUUGUGACAGCCCGGGGCUGGACAUGACUGGAGCUGAAAGCGAUGGCCAGGGGUCAUCCCCUGAUGGGAGCGACGCAGAGGAGGCUGAGCGAUGUCCUAUCUGCUUGGGGGUGCCGGCCAGGGGAGAGCUUGCCAUGCCGGACAGCUGCUGUCAUGUCUUCUGCCUGGGAUGCCUACUUACUUGGGCAGAGUUGCAGAUGGUCCCUUCUUGUCCAGUGGACAGACGGCCGUUCAGAAACGUUUACAGAUGGGAUGGAAGCCUGCGAUGUGUGCAGGUUCCAGUGAGUCGCCAAGUGGCUGAACCUGAAGCUGAGAGUUGCGUCUGUAGAAGUCCUGGGCAAAGAGCGUGUCUCAAAAGCAAACUCAGAAAGAGGUCUAGGCAGCAAAGGGCAGAGAAGAUGGCCGAUUCGAAAACGAAAGGACUUGUACGGAAAUGCAAUGAUGAUGACCCAUCUUCAGUAAGCCGGAAAAAGGUGAGAGGAUCGGAGUGCUGUGCUUGGCCAUCGUCUACAUUUCUUUCAUUAGCAACACAGGACAUAACAGAGCCUGUGCUGGUGACGGAAGAAAUAUCGUAUGAAGCAGAGCAGUGCAAACGCCAGGUACAAGAGUGCCCGUGGUUCUCUCCUGCUGCUCCCAUUUGCGCGAUUGGAACCUCAAGGUUCCUCUCUGCUAAUAGCAACCACGGUCCAUUUACAUUUGAACUCUGUUCAUCUCCUAUUACCUCCGCUUCAUCAUUUGGGCCUGGUCAUUUUGCUUUCCAAGGUGUUGUCUGCGCCAUUACCUGUCCUAAAGGAGGAGACAAGCGAGGCGGAAGAGCCUCAAACUCCAAAGCGCCCACCAAAAAAGACGAAUCCCUCCCGUCCAGACGAUCAGGACGUAACAGUAAAGACCAGGAGGAGUCUUCCGUGUCCCACCCGUCAUCACCGCCACAGCCCAGUGUGUCCGACUCAGACUCCUCCGCCAGCCAGGCCUCCAAGGCGGGCUUGGCAUCUCAGGUGGCAGCCAAACGGAAGGGCAAACAGGUAACAAACCGAAAGGCCAGCGGCAAGAGGAAAAACACGAGAAAAAAGCCGUCGUCCGAACCUGUUGAGAACCAGCCUGCGAGCGAGGACGACGAGGGUGACGCUGGCGACGGCACCGACAGGGGAGAGGCGGAAGACGAAGCGAAGCCUGAGAUGAACAACUCAGAUCAGCCUUCCGAUGCAGAAGGAAGUCUUAACGCGGACCACUUGAACAGUGAUUCACUUGAUGGGCAACAAGCUGCCGAAUCUUUAAGCAGUAAUAUGGAGCACGACACUAACGAUGCACUCGAUAAAGACUGUCAUGAGCAACCAGAACCGGAUGAGAACAACAGCCACUUGUCCAUAUCUUUGGACUCCCCUCCAAAAAGCCCCGAGUCGGAGUGCUCUGGCAAACUGAGCACACAAGGAGAGGAACCGACUGUCAUGUCAAUUUCCACCGGAGACGAGGAGAAAAUAACCGCAUCGCCGCCAUCCGAACCGGAGAGCACUCUGGAUAACCUAAUGUCUCCCGAUUUCGACAACGUGAUUGAACAGGACUGUAAAACGGAGGUCGGCGAAGAAAGGUUGGAUCAAAGCAAUGAUGAGGAGGCAUCGCGGGAUCUGCAGAGACAAUCACAUGAAAGCCCCAAGCCGGCUUCUCCAUGUGCUGAACCUUCCGAAGCCAAGGUCGCUGAACAAGAAGCAAAAGCAUUUGAGGGUUCUGAAACGCCCGAAAGAGAAACGCCUUUAGUAGUUCCGAAUUUGGGAGAAGUCGUCACAAAUGACGAUCUUUCCAAAGAUGAUACGAAUGUCAUUCCGAUGGACUGCAGUUCACCCAUGAGCGAGGCCGUUAGCGCGACCGUUUUGGAGGAAGCGAAAGAGCCCGCCGCCGCGGAGACUUCAGUCUCUGUUCCCGACGAGAGGUCCAAAGACCAAGCGGAGAGAGACCCGAGCCACGGGAGGAAGAACGGCAGACAACGACGCUCUCGCUUCCACUCCCCGACCUCCGCCUGGUCGCCCAAGAGGGACUCCAGACGAGAGUCGUACGGGCGCUCCCGCUCGCAUUCGAGAGAGCGGACCGGCGGCACCCCCUCCGGCCACUCUUCCCGCCCCCGCAGCAGAGAAAGAGAGCGCGAGCGAGACAAGGACAGGGACUACUUCAGGAGGGAGCGUAGCCGUGAGAGGAGGAGAAGAAGAUCCAGGAGUCGUUCGAGAUCCAAGUCGCGGUCUCCAUCCAGAACGAGAUCACACAGACGAGGAUACAGCCCCGAGCGGCCGGCGUCCAGAGAUCGGUCCCCCCGGGGGAAAGAGCGAAGGGGCGGCUGGAGGGCGGGGAACGGCCGCGAUGGACGGCGCUCUCACGGCAACGCCGCUCGCUUUGAGAACGGCGUCCCUUCGGAAACGUCGCCGGAACGCCAAGGCUGGUCGGAGAAUCCCGACUGGGUGACAGAAAAAACUCGCGGCGAAGUCGAGGGCAGGAACUGGGAUUUUGGGGGCGGCUCUCGCUGGGAAGAUCGCGGGCCGAGGGGACGCGUCGGCUUCGAGCAAGGCCGCGGCGCCGGCCGGGGAGGUGGUAACCGCGGCUUCCACAGCCAACUACAGGAGGACGACAACCGGAGGCAGCCUCGGAGCAACUCAGGAAUGGGCAACAAUUCAGGGAACGACGCCUACAGUCGCUUUAACGAGAAUCGCGGGGGCGGCCGCAGAAAACCGGAGUCAGACCCGGGCGACUCGAUGCUGGACCGCUCGGGCUGGUCAUCGGCGUCCAGCUGGGCGGUGCGGCGGACACUUCCCGCUGAUGUUCAGGAUUAUUAUUCCAAGAGGGAAAGAGGGGGAGCGGGAAGCUGGACUCGACCUGAAGAGGAGCAGCCUGCAGCAGAUCCGGCGAAGAGUGAACCUGCACCAACUGCGCCGGGCAACGCUCCACCGGCACCCGUGCUGACCGCCAUGCCUCCGCCGCCGCCUCCGCAGCUGAAUGUCCUUCAUCAUCACUUCCCCCUGCAGGGCCCCCGCGGCCCCGUGCCGGUCAAUUUGCAGCCCUCAGCACCGUACGCCGUGACCCCUCCCAUCCCCGUGCACCUCCACCCCGCCGUGCCGCUGCUGCAGGUGCCCGCCGUCGGCACCCAGGGGCUGCCCCCGCCUCCGCCGCCGCCCCCUCCCAUGCAGCAAGGGGGCCAGACGACAGCAGCUCAGCCCGAUGGGCAAAUCACGCAGAUGGUGAACACGAUGGGCGCUUACGGCAAAGCGGGCCUGCUUUCCACUCCAACCAAAGUCGGCCAGCAAGCCGCCAACCAGGUGCUGCCGUCAUCGACAACGCAGCCAGCUCAGCAUCACAAGGCUCAAGCCGACAGCUCCAAAAAAGAAAAGAAGCAACAGAUCCAAGAGAAAGCUAUAAAUGAAGUGAAGACGGCGAUCAAACCUUACUACCAAAAGAAGGAAAUCACAAAGGACGAGUACAAGGAGAUCGUCCGCAAAGCAGUCGAGAAGGUGUGUCACAGCAAGAGCGGCGAGGUCAACUCAAGUAAGGUGGCCAACCUGGUGAAGGCCUACGUCGACAAAUACAAGCACGCGCGCAAAAAGUGAAUCGGCACCUCGCCGACCCUUUUGCGUGCAGCUCAAGUGCAAUUUCCCGGAGCUGCAAUUUCAUCUCCAAACUCGACGAUGACAAGAGAGCCAUCAUUUGUUUUUGUUUUUUUUUUUUGAUAUCUCUACCUUUUAUUGAACUAUAUAGAUUUUGUUUCUAUAGAUUUUCAUAUUUUGUUAGGAAAAAAAAAAAGACCCAAUCAGAAGUUGUAAUGCAAGAGCCCUUUAUUUUGCAUAGAUUCCGACCUGCAGAUCUACUGUAAGGGGAGCGCGGGGGUGUUGCAUUCAGUGGGUUGGGCGGGAGGGAGAUUUGAUACAAAGAAAAAAAAACUGCAAUGUCAUGUCUACUAGUAUGGAUAGAGUCUUCUGGCUGGUACAAUGAAAUUCCUCUUUAUGGAAUCGUGAUUACACAGUCUAUUAAAAUAUGUUCUUUAAAAAAAAAAAAAAAAAUCUAUAAUAUUUCAGAUGAAAGACUAGUCCUGACAUCAUCGGAUAACCAGUCAGCGAUUAGUCUGGAAUAUAAAAUGUUGUGGGAGGGGACGAAUCAGGUUAAAUGAACCCCGCCUGAAAGUUUAAUGAUUGUCCAAUGCAUUAAGAUGAACUGUGCAACGUAUCCAGGGAGUAGUGAAAUAAAGUAGCUGCUUCCUGA
Messenger RNA from Hippocampus comes (tiger tail seahorse), 4455 nucleotides. It is a transcript of the gene scaf11, whose product is annotated as SR-related CTD-associated factor 11. NCBI's taxonomy places the organism in Eukaryota, Metazoa, Chordata, Actinopteri, Syngnathiformes, Syngnathidae. Gene Ontology annotation, molecular function: RNA binding. The record is from RefSeq and is a predicted model, not a curated record. The coding region runs from base 246 to 3806 and encodes 1186 amino acids. Gene Ontology annotation, biological process: spliceosomal complex assembly. The transcript has 15 exons.